Molecule: messenger RNA, 913 nt
Organism: Hirundo rustica (Barn swallow)
Lineage: Eukaryota; Metazoa; Chordata; Aves; Passeriformes; Hirundinidae
Gene: CTLA4
Product: cytotoxic T-lymphocyte associated protein 4
Exons: 4
Coding region: 128-799 (223 amino acids)
Biological process (GO): immune response; regulation of T cell proliferation; negative regulation of regulatory T cell differentiation
Cellular component (GO): membrane; external side of plasma membrane
Source: RefSeq, a predicted model, not a curated record
AAACAUUUCGAAGAUUCACUAUCCUGAAAGGUGCCGCCUCUUUUCCAGUCCUGAGAGUUCCAGUUUGUCUUAAAGUCUGAAGUCAUCAGACACCUUCAGGCCCUUCAGCAUCUAUCCCAGUACAGGAAUGCUCUCAAUAUUGGUCACCGUGGGCUUUCUCUGCACAACCACUGCCAUUGCUGAAGUAAUGGAAGUGACUCAGCCAGCAAUGGUGCUGGCCAACAGGCAAGGAGUCGCCAGCUUGGUGUGUAAAUACAAGAACAUCGGGAAUGCAAAGGAAAUUCGAGUGACUUUGCUUAAACAGACUGGCGACGGGUUCACAGAAAUCUGUGCUUCAUCAUACACCACGGAGUUCAAAACAUUCUCUGUGGAAGAGGUCAUUGAGUGUCAUGUUACCCCUGGCCAAAACAAUGUGACCCUUACCCUGGCUGGCCUGCAAGCAGAUGACACCGGGCUUUACAUUUGCAAGAUGGAGCGGAUGUACCCCCCACCCUAUUUUAUGAACAAGGGAAAUGGGACACAUCUUUAUGUCAUUGAUCCAGAACCUUGUCCAGACACUGCCAUAUAUCUCUGGGUAUUAGGAGCUACUGCCUCAGGAUUUUUUCUUUACAGUAUCAUCAUCUCAGCCAUUCUUGUGGGCAAAGCGAUAAAGAGAAGACGAUGUCUCACUACUGGAGUCUAUGUGAAAAUGCCUUCUGAAAAGCUAGAGAAAAAAGUGAUUCCAUUCCACAUCACUGUUAACUGUAACAAGGAAAAAGAGAAACCACUUCCUAGCUGGGAUGGAAAGUGUCCUAAUUAAUUUCAGUUAAAGAAAUAAAUUAACUAACUGUCUUUUUACAAAAGGUGUACAGGGAGGUGAGAGAAUAUUCUUUUUAACUUCUAUGGUUUGGAGGAGAAUAAGUAGAAUAUGUAU